Molecule: messenger RNA, 4115 nt
Organism: Labeo rohita (rohu)
Lineage: Eukaryota; Metazoa; Chordata; Actinopteri; Cypriniformes; Cyprinidae
Gene: cdcp1a
Product: CUB domain containing protein 1a
Exons: 10
Coding region: 332-2701 (789 amino acids)
Source: RefSeq, a predicted model, not a curated record
UUAUAAAACAUGAGGCGGGACUAACGCUACAGGUUGAUCACAUGAUAAGCAGGUAAAUUAGCCUACUACUACCUGUUCAUUUUAUUCUCUAGCUCAAGUUUUUUUUAAGUGACGUGAGUGAAUACGAGGUCGUCGUUCCUACGGGUUCUGUGAUCAUUUGCAUGCUUCAUCGGAUCCAUACAGGCAGCAUAGAUGACUAAGGUGAAGUCUGUCGCAAACCAGGAAGACGUUUUAUAUUCUCUGAAGAACACUGAAGAUAUGACAUGUCUACGGUCGAUGGCGCACUCUCACAUUUUUAGGCCAUUGUAAGGAGUUUUAAUGCUAAAAAGUCAUGCGAAUUUGGCGGUUCACGUACUUUUCACUCCUUUUUGGGUUUUUCCUGUCGUCUGUCCCGGAGCUCACAGGUAGUGCAGAGCUCAGUGUUGCUGUUGAACUGGGCACAACCAUCCGCAUUAAUUCUAGUCUCCAGACAAAUUGCAAAGUUUGUAUCAAACAGGGCACACAACAGUUGUGCCAGUCGGCCGUGGUCCUCAAAAGUACCACGCUUUUGGAUUUCAGCUGUUCACUGCCAGAGAAUGUAUUCACCGUGCAGAUCAUCAGAGAUAAUGUAUUUAACAUUGAACCCAAAGAACACAAUGCCCUUCAAAAGUUCAAUCGCACUUUCAUCUGGAAUUUGAAGCCAACAGCCACACAGAUCUUACAUUUGAAUUUCAGUAGGACUGGUUUACGGCAGAUUCAUCCCACAGACAGCUGCCCAGACAAACACGUUUACAUGCUCACAGUGGAGAAUGUCAACAUUGGAAGGUUUUGUCAGAAUGGAACUAUUAGACAAAUCGACGUGCGUAAAGAUGGCAAACUGUCUUUGGAAGUGUCUGGAGGUCGAACUCUGGACGCGAAGGUUAUCGGCGUAUCACUGGGACGUCUCGUUAACUCACUGGCUAAUAUCCAUGUUGUUCUCCCAGAGAGGAGUUCAACCCAGGACUUCUUUACCCCAAACGCUUUUCCUGAAAGUGCUGAGACAAUGUGGUAUUUUACGGUUCCCCAAGCGUACUACACUGAUGUGCGCAUUCUCGACUACACUGUUCCAACAUGCCUCCAACCUGAAAACAUCCCUACAAUGAAGUACACUUGGCAGGGCAAAGACCCUCUGGUGAAAUUGAUGAAUGUAAGCCAGCCGUCGGUGGAGCCUGGAAACUUUAACCUGUCCAUACAAAACUGUAAAAUGUCUGUGCCGCAGCCUCCAUCGCAAGCCCUAAUGGUGCACUUCCAGAUCUCUGCCAUCAAGAGAAGCAAGGGGCAAUGUGAGGGUGAUCUGCCUGAGAAGCAAGCAGUACAGAUACGUGUGAUGAAAAAGGAUCCCAAGUCAACCUGUGUGCUGAAACUGGAUUCGGUCAUAAUGGAUACGAUCACCAUAGCUUCAGGGAACCAUUUUGUCCUGAACUCCUUUGACUGUAACAAGGAUGAAAUAGAGUUGACUGUCAACCAGACCAUAGAAUGUAAAGAAUGGAAAGACUGUGCAUCCACUCCAUUCCCUCUAAUUUUCAACUACGAGCAGCAGUGUAUCCCAGGAGUUUUGAAGACGAUCAUCUGGCACCUUCAUGGCCCUCAGAACAGUGCGGUGGAGCUACAGUCUCCUGCAGGAGAUCUGCGUCACUGUCUGCCUGAAGACAAAUGCAACAGCAUCAUCCUGCUAAAUGUGUCCCAUGUUAACUCCAGCAUCACUCUUGGGCAGUUUUGUCCAAGGGGAACCAUUGAGAAAAUCCAAAUCCGUGAAUCCAAGAUUGCAAUAACUGCCUCUGUUAGGAGCUUCAAUGACCGGAAUUUGGCAACUAAACCCUUUUUAACCUACUCAUAUACACAGGCUAUAUCAGAGGACUAUAUAUUCACUGUUGCACCAAAAAUGGAUAAUCCUACCGUGUUGGCGACCCCAGCCUGGCCGUCUGGCAUGAAACCGUCUAGCACUGUGUCCUGGAUUGUUAACCUUGAGCCCCAGUUUAAAAGUAAUCUGAUGUUCAGAAACGUCAGCCAGCCCAAAUGUAAGGAGGUGCACACAAACAUUGCAGUGCAGACCAUUCGUUCUCAAAAGACACUGUACAGCACUAAAAAAGAUGUGAAGAUUAAGGAUCUCCUGGUUCCAGAAAGUUUUUACCUGAACAUGACUAACUGUAAGUCACCGACAGGAGCCUUCCGGGCAGUGGUGGAGAUCACACAGCAAAACGGCACAAACAAGCUUUUGCCCAUCAUCCUGAGUAUUGUUGGAGUUGUGCUGGUGAUCAUAAUAGCCGUGGGGAUCUGGAUCGUUCUCAGGAAAAAGAAGAAGAAUAAAGCUCCCCCAGUGUCCGUCUACAAUCCCAGUGAGCAUGCUUUCCUUCCAGGCCUCCAUGGCUUCCCCAAAACACCGGAGGAGGAGGAUCCUCACACCUAUGCGUACAUAGAUGAAACUCUAGUAUAUAGUCAUCUGCUUGAAGAAAAAGAAGAAUAUAAAAAAGCCAGUACAAAUGAGAAUGAUCCACCUCUUACUAACCCACCUUUACCAGCCAGAAACAAUGAAAGCCUCAUCACUAAAAACAAGGCCUUGACUGACAAUGAGCUCUAUGGUUAUGUUAAGGGACAAUCAACUACAUCUGACACACCGAAGAGUUUGGAAGAGGAAGGUCUUGGAAAUCUGUCUGUGACGGCAAAAUCUAGCCAGAAGUCAUGAACAGUGAGUUUGCUUUAACUGUCAAGAUCAACUGAUGGAAGAUUCUAGCCCUAUCUCAGGGAAAGAUUUUGUGAUUUUGUUUGGACAGGAAACAACCUACCCCUAAACCUAACCAUCCUAACCACAUGGGAAUUGUAUGAUAAUGUACUGCACGAAUAAGAUUGUACAAAUUCAGACAAGUUAGCUAAAAUGUAAAAUAUAUUUACGAAUUGCAAUGAUGUUGUGUUGGAAAUUCUGGCCACUUCUGCUGUCUGGAUCUAAAAAGGAACAGAUGCUAGAGGUUCCACUGCAAACCCAUCUAAACUACUGAGCUACUUAAAAAAGGGGGCUUCUACUGUCACUUGGGUCUGGUAAAACUUAUCAGUCUUCAGUCUAGACUUAACAUUGAACUAACAAAAAACAAUAAAUCUGUUUCUAGAAUUAGGUUUGUUUAAAUGUCAUUUCAGUCAGGUAGAUAUUUGGGCUGUUCACUACUUACGUUUUUUUUCUUUUUUUUUUGACUUCUGCUUAAUUAUGCAGCUAAAUUCCUUAGAUAUCCACCUAGCAAUAUCAAUUAUUGCAAAUGCACAAAACCAGUAAAAACUGAAAGAUUUUCUUUUUCAAAUAGUGUCACAUUUUAGUGUAAUGUUUUUUUUUUUUCAUCAUAUGAAAUAAAAAUAUUUUAAUUUUAGCAUUAUUUGUCAUCACUUAAUGCAUAUGAUUGUGCUAAAUCAUGAUUACUGGCAAAGGUUUGUUUUUUUAAUGAUAUCAAUCCAUAAAUCUGACUUGUGAUGCAGCCUGUAAUCAAUAUCACACAGUGUUCAUUUGCUAAGACUAGAGGAGAACUGGUUCACCAACUGAGCCUGGUUUUUAUUUCUGUCACAUGAUGGAGUUUUAGUUCCUUGCCACUGUUGACUUUGACCUGUUUAGUUGGGAAUUAAAAGACGCGUAAUAUCAGAAUUGAUCUGGAAAUUGACAAAGUUGUCUUCUGUAGAGCUGCAUAUAGCUGAAUUGAAUGCUUUUCAUAAUCAAUGAACUUUACACUUUAAUUAAUCUGAACUGAGUAGACACUCAACUAACUUGAGAUGAAUACAGCAAAAUUUGGAUUUGUUAGCAUUGAUUCUGUUGUUGUCCUGUUUGUGAAACUGUUUUUAAAAAAUCUGUGACUGUAACUGAUUUUCAAGUGCUGGAGAGGAUAGGAGUUAAUAAAAACAGGAAAUUUUUGAUGUCACAGAUGAAGCAAGAAAGAGCAUGAGAAUCAUUUCCCCUGCAUUAUUUUCACACUGAAUUCCUUACACAUGGAAUAGGCUAUUACACGUGGUGUAAUGUAUUUCCAGUGAAACUUCACUUUCAAAGUACAUCAGUUGUGUAAUGCUUUUCUAAUGAUUUUGCAUCAGCCUUGUAGCACUUUACUGUUAUUGUAUCAAUAAAAGUU